This is a messenger RNA of Cicer arietinum (chickpea), 1416 nucleotides long. RefSeq names its product GDSL esterase/lipase At4g28780. Lineage: Eukaryota; Viridiplantae; Streptophyta; Magnoliopsida; Fabales; Fabaceae. Gene Ontology annotation, molecular function: hydrolase activity, acting on ester bonds. The record is from RefSeq and is a predicted model, not a curated record.
AUGUACAAUUGAAAAAAAAUGUGGUUCUCAACAAAUUCUCAUCACACCAUUAUGACAAACAUGAGAGUAAUUCUCAUCACUCUCCACCUUGUUUUGGUCACCAUCGGCACCGUAGUUCCGAUGAGAACCGAAUCAGCCCGUGCUUUCUUUGUUUUCGGCGACUCGCUGGUUGACAAUGGUAACAACAACUAUUUGCCAACCACGGCACGCGCCAACUCUCCUCCUUAUGGCAUUGACUAUCCAACUCGUCGUCCUACCGGCCGCUUCUCCAAUGGUUUCAACCUCCCCGACCUCAUAAGCCAGCAAAUUGGAUCUGAACCCAUUUUGCCAUACUUGAGUCCUCAAUUGAACGGACAAAAGCUAUUAGUUGGGGCCAAUUUUGCUUCAGCAGGGAUAGGAAUCCUUAAUGACACCGGCAUUCAAUUUGUGGGAAUAUUAAGAAUGUUUGAACAAUUUUCGUUGUUCAAACAGUACCAACAACGAUUGAGUAGGGAAGUAGGGGUUGUGGAAGCAAAGAGAAUAGUGAAUGGAGCAUUGGUACUUAUGACACUUGGUGGUAAUGAUUUUGUAAACAACUAUUUUCUGACUCCACUUUCUGCUAGGUCUCAACAAUUUACUGUGCCACAAUUCUGCACCUAUAUUGUCUCUGAAUAUCAUAAAAUACUUAUGAGAUUAUUUGAGUUGGGAGCUAGAAGGGUGCUUGUAACCGGAACUGGCCCAUUGGGUUGUGUUCCUUCUCAGCUAGCUACAAGAAGCACAAAUGGAGAAUGUGUAAAUGAGUUACAACAAGCUGCUCAAAUCUUCAACUCACUUUUAGUUCAAAUGACUAAAGAUCUCAACACCCAAUUGGGCUCAGAUGUUUUUAUUGCUGUCAAUGCCUAUCAAAUGAACAUGAAUUUCAUCACCAAUCCUCAAGAUUUUGGUUUUGUUACAUCAAAGAUGGCUUGUUGUGGUCAAGGACGUUUUAAUGGAGUGGGAUUAUGCACCACAUUGUCAAAUCUAUGCCCAAAUCGUGAUGUCUAUGCAUUUUGGGACCCCUUUCACCCAACUCAACGUGCUUUGGAGUUUAUUGUUCGAGACAUGUUCAAUGGAUCCUCUUAUUAUAUGAACCCUAUGAACCUCAGCACCAUAAUUGCCAUGGAUGCCAACAUCUAAUAAAUAAAAUGAUUUCAACUAUAUCAUUAUUAUUAUGUGUGACUCCUAUAUAUUAGAGGCGAAAAUAUCAUUGUAUUUUUAUUUUGUAUGUUUGGAUCAAGCAAUUUCCAUCAUGUAUCAAGUCCAUUCUACUAGUGUUUUGUGACUACUAAUGAGAUAGGUGGUAGUCCUCGUUGUAGUUUAAAUUUAAAAAUUAAAGUAAUCUACUAAUAGUUUAUGAUUUGAUUAGUGUAUAAAUAUAUUUUCAAUCUUGUCCUUUUA